Messenger RNA from Otolemur garnettii (small-eared galago), 2163 nucleotides. RefSeq names its product sterol O-acyltransferase 2 (gene SOAT2). Gene Ontology annotation, molecular function: fatty-acyl-CoA binding; cholesterol binding; cholesterol O-acyltransferase activity. The transcript has 15 exons. Gene Ontology annotation, biological process: cholesterol metabolic process; cholesterol efflux; cholesterol homeostasis. The record is from RefSeq and is a predicted model, not a curated record. Lineage: Eukaryota; Metazoa; Chordata; Mammalia; Primates; Galagidae. Gene Ontology annotation, cellular component: endoplasmic reticulum membrane. Bases 175 to 1752 code for a protein of 525 amino acids.
CUCCGGAUCAGAUAACCUAUCGCUCUGGGAGGUCCUCUACUCCUGAAAGGACUUUAGUCCUUGGAGCUGUCAGCUGAGCUGAGUGGGACAAGAGCUGAGCAGGGCACCACAGUCUGUGAAGGAAAGGAGGGAACACAGGCAAGGGCUACCUGCUGCCCACUCACAACCCACAUCAUGGAGCCCAGGGCAGGCUGUUUGCGGAGAAGAGAUGGGCAGAGAGGGGAGCAGGAGGAGCGACCUUCUGGAGAAGGAAAUGCUGAGAUGCACAGAACCUCAGACUUGGUGCAAUGGUCCCAACAUAUGGAGGCUGUGAAGACACAAUUGCUGGAACAAGCACAAGGACAGCUGAUGGAGCUGCUGGAUCGUGUCACGUGGGAGGCUGUACAAUCCUACCCCUCACAAGGGAGGCCUCUGCCCCCUACUCCCCUAGUUUCUUUGAGCAGGACACAGGAGCCACCCCUAGGGAAACGGAAAGUUUUCAUCAUUCGCAAGUCCCUGCUUGAUGAGCUGAUGGAGGUACAGCACUUCCGCACCAUCUACCACAUGUUCAUCGCCGGCCUGUGUGUCUUCAUCAUCAGCACCCUGGCCAUCGACUUCAUUGAUGAGGGCAGGCUGGUGUUGGAGUUUGACCUACUGAUCUUCAGCUUUGGACAGCUACCCCUGGCGCUGGUGACGUGGGUCCCCAUGUUCCUGUCUACCCUGCUGGCGCCCUACCAGGCCCUGCGGCUGUGGGCGAGGCCGGGGGCCGGAGGCGCUGCCAGGACGCUGGGGGCCGGCCUGGGCUGCACGCUGCUGGCCGCCCACGCCGCGGUGCUCUGCGUCCUGCCGGUUCACGUGGCGGUGGAGCACCAGCUCCCGCCCGCCUCGCGCUGCGUCCUGGUCUUUGAACAGGUCAGGCUCCUGAUGAAGAGCUACUCCUUCUUGAGAGAGGCGGUGCCUGGGAUCCUUCGUGCCAGAAGAGGUGAGGAGCCUGGGGCCCCCAGUUUCUCCAGCUACCUCUACUUCCUCUUCUGCCCCACACUCAUCUACAGGGACACUUACCCCAGGACACCCAACAUCAGGUGGAAUUAUGUGGCCAAGAACUUUGCCCAGGCCCUGGGCUGUGUGCUCUAUGCCUGCUUCAUCCUGGGUCGCCUCUGUGUUCCUGUCUUUGCCAACAUGAGCCGAGAACCCUUCAGCACCCGUGCCCUGGUGCUCUCCAUCCUUCAUGCUACGUUGCCAGGCAUCUUCAUGCUGCUACUCAUCUUCUUUGCCUUCCUCCAUUGCUGGCUCAAUGCCUUUGCAGAGAUGUUACGAUUUGGAGAUCGGAUGUUCUAUCGGGACUGGUGGAACUCCACGUCUUUCUCCAACUAUUACCGCACUUGGAACGUGGUGGUCCAUGACUGGCUGUACAGCUAUGUGUAUCAGGAUGGGCUGUGGCUCCUUGGUGGCCGGGCCCGAGGGGCAGCCAUGCUGGGCGUGUUCCUGGUCUCUGCAGUGGUCCAUGAGUACAUCUUCUGCUUUGUCCUGGGGUUCUUCUACCCUGUCAUGCUCAUGCUCUUCCUUGUCAUUGGAGGGCUGCUGAACUUCACCAUGCAUGACCGGCACACAGGCCCAGCCUGGAACGUGCUGAUGUGGACCCUGCUUUUUCUGGGCCAAGGCAUCCAGGUCAGCCUUUACUGCCAGGAGUGGUAUGCACGACGGCACUGCCCCUUGCCCCAGACAACCUUCUGGGAACUAGUGACACCUCGGUCUUGGUCCUGCCACCCAUAGAGGUCAAGGCACCCUCACUGCACAGAUGACACCAUCAAGCUCUUCUUUGCCUGCAAAGCCUGGGACCAGGGCUCCUGUCUGAAUUCUCAAAUAGGGCUCUUAGUCAAGGGGCCCUCAUGCCAGACUCUACCCGGGAACUGCAGGGACAGAACUCUGUGGAUCUGUAGGUAGCUGAACACAGACUCAGCAUGAAAGAACUCAGCAUGGCACUCAAGUCCCAUCAGCUAUGGGCACAUGACACCCUCCCACCCCACAACUGCCCAGGCUUGGGGGGAGACUUGAGGAACCUUAUGGAUUUGGUGAAUGUGGGGGGACUCAAGGGAAGUGGAGUCACUAAGAUUUGAGAAGUAUUGUGUUCUUGACUUUGUACUCCUUACAAUACAAAAAUAAACUCUGUCUCCCUUUUUCUUA